CGGCAAGCUACCUGAGUUUUUGAUUCUUUGUACAUUUGCUUGCAGGUUUAUUUUACCAAGGGCAAUGUCCAAGGCACCACUCAAGAAAAAGGAGACCUCCAGUAAAGUCUCUUUAUCCGAACGACCGACUGAAGCAUCGUCCGUAGGAGCAACUUCCUCUGAGAGCCUUGGAGGUGUUUGGAGAUGCAGGUUUCCCAUUUGGCCCGAGUGGAAUGACUCAGAAGUCAACCUGGAGAAAUGGGACUCAAGUAAAGGAUCUGAUGGAAACUCGAACAAGAGUCCCAAUGCUCCAUUAUUUGAAGAUCCUGAGGGAAAAAUAUCCCUGCCUCCAUCUGUGAGAGUGCACUCCUGGAAACGUCCUACAGAGUUUAUUGUCAAGGGUAUCACAGUUGUUGAGAAUCCAAUGAACUUUGAACUGAUCUCCCCAAAGGAUCAUCUGAUUUGCAGUGAGCUGAUGAGGUGGAUUAUCAGUGAGAUAUAUAUUGUUUGGACGCUGCAUAACAAUUCAGAUACAACACAAGAUAUUUGGAGACCUUGGGAUCCCAUCUACUCGCUGUGUAAGGUGGGCAGAGGUCAUGUGCCACUCUACAACAUCUAUGGAAAAUACCUGGUCAGACUCUACUGGAUGGGUUGUUGGAGGAAGAUAACAGUAGAUGAUUCAAUGCCAUUUGAUGAAGAAAACAACUUGCUUCUCCCAGCCUCCACCUGUCAGUCAGAGCUGUGGCCAAUGUUGUUGGCUAAGGCUCUCAUUAAGGUGGCCAACACAAAUGUAACGUCAGAGGCCAGCAGGGAGAUGGGUGAGUUCAGCUUUAUCCAAACCCUCACUGGCUGGAUCCCAGAAAUCCGUCCUUUAAGAGGGAAGCAACCGUGCAGCCUAACCCAGGUCGAUUCAUCCCCAAAAUGACGGAGA
Notothenia coriiceps (black rockcod) is the source of this 910-nucleotide messenger RNA. RefSeq names its product androglobin-like. Gene Ontology annotation, biological process: proteolysis. The record is from RefSeq and is a predicted model, not a curated record. The coding region runs from base 65 to 904 and encodes 279 amino acids. The transcript is spliced from 8 exons. NCBI's taxonomy places the organism in Eukaryota, Metazoa, Chordata, Actinopteri, Perciformes, Nototheniidae. Gene Ontology annotation, molecular function: calcium-dependent cysteine-type endopeptidase activity.